AUGCUCUGGAGAGUAUUGCUUGCGUUUCUGUGGAUGUUCCUUCCGUCUACAGGGGGGGACAUUUUGACUCUGGAUGACCUUCAAAUAAUCAACACCAUGAUACGGCAAGGGGAUGAUGUCAUGAUAAGGCUUGAACCAACAAAAGCGUCGGCUGUAAGACAAAAGACAGUCUGUCGAAGGAUGCGGAAUAAGCUUGUAGAAACGCUUGAGAAGGCCCACGGGCUUUCUGUAAGAAGCGAAGCAGCGGAAGCAAUCCGAUUAUGUACCGCAAGCAAUCCACAGAAUAGAGCGGACUUUGCACUGGAAAACUCUGGUACGGUGUAUUCCGGGUUGAAAGAUGUCAUCGACAGCGGCCUAAAGGUCCACAACGCAACCGAAGAUGCCGCCAGAGGAGAACGAAUCAAAGCGAUUCAAUCUAUAGCAAAAGCAGCCGAGGCAAUAUGGAUACUCACAUUCAAUAACGAUCUAGGUCAGGAAGAAUUCUUCAGGAUAGGGGCAGUGGAUUCGUUGAUCAUGGUUCUCCGGACCUGUCAUAUCGAAAACUCUGAAAAUGGGAAACGAUAUUCUCAUUCCAGCAAGGCAGUCAUGUGGAGUUUAGCAGCUCUCCAAAACUUGGCGGCAACCUUUUGCUAUUCCGAAACGGGAUACUGUCAAUGGAUCUGGAAUGACAAGGGUGAAUUGGUAAUGACAGGAGCGAAGCCGAGAAGCAAAAUUGGGUACAAAGUGCGACAGAAGAUCAUGAUGCAUCUAGCGAAUACGGAUCUGUCGGCAAUAUUGUGCUCUCUGAUAUGUCUUGGACCUGUCAGCAAGCCUCAUGGUAGGAUAUAUGCAUGGCCAAGUCAGAGUAAUGCGCACGCACAUCAGAACUUUCCAUCCAUAAUCCCUUGGGCGGCCAUUGGUUUUGUAAAGAACCUGGCCUUAUCAGAAGAUGUUUCAAGGUUGUGGAAAGAAAACAACCAAUUGUUCGAGUGCCUGUGUGUUAUUGCGAAACGAUCACCAGAUUGGCUGGAAAUUGUAAACGCGGAAGAGGCCUUGCAUCAUCUAGGUUGGCGAGAUUCGUGUCCCAGUUUUCAUGAUAGAUGCAGUGAUUAUCCCAAGUGGACUUUUCUGGACUCGGAUGAGGAUUGUCCGCAGUUUGAGGAAGAGCGAUACUGCGCAACCUAUGGAGAGACAAAGAACGAAAAUGGUACAUCUGCCAACGAGGCGUGCUGUGCUUGCGGUGGAGGAAUUCCGAAUAAGGGCAAGGCUGACACCAACCACAACAAUAUGAACAACAACAAAGAAGAAGAAGACAAAAGUAGCUACCAAGAUUUAUAG
Messenger RNA from Cylindrotheca closterium, 1317 nucleotides. NCBI's taxonomy places the organism in Eukaryota, Bacillariophyta, Bacillariophyceae, Bacillariales, Bacillariaceae. The record is from the annotation of a GenBank genome assembly.